CUCAUCAUGGAUUCAAACAUUCUGCUUGAGGUUCAGGAGGUCAAGACCAAAAUUAGGGAGGUCGAGGCGGACAUCAAAAUGACCGUGACCGAGAUUGAGGACGCUUCACGCGAGAUUAAGGCUCUGGAUUCUCAGAUUGCUCAGCCUGAGCCUCCUGCAGACAUUCAGGAUCUGCGCAGGAAGCAGGAGCAGCUGCGCGAAGACCGGCAGUACCUGUGCAAGAAAGAGGAGCAGCUGCGUAACAAGGAGGAGCAGCUGCGUAAGAAGGAGAAGCAGCUACGCAGGAAGGAGGAUGAGCUGCGCGAAGACAUCAAACAGCCUAUGGCGAGAGGCGGAAUCGACACCAGCGAGGAGUACAUCCGGCGUGUUCUGUUGAAGCCUUUGGGCGCGGCUGAUGUCGGCGGCGGCCUGCUGAGCGCGCCAGCAGCACCCGCAGCAGCAGGCGUGUUGUUCCUGGACCAGCCGCUGGGUGCCAAGCUGCCGGUGCAGGGUGUGGCGGCGAAAUUGGCUUCCACUGGCAACAGCAGGAUAUGGAGUUACGCGACGGUGGAGACGGGCGAUUGGCUUGCCGCCACGGCUGUGGAGCUGCGCUUCAUCAUGACUGUCGCGCUGACUGGCUGGAUGGUCAAGGAGAGGGCGGGCUCGGACAUCACGACCACCGUGAAGAUGGCCCUGCUGGUGGACCCACCGCUGAAGCUGGCUGCCGCAAGCCUGGGUCUGGAAGUGAGCAUGGACCGCAACACCAAAGAUAUGUCUGGCGCAACUGGAAAGCGGCUCCGGCCCGACUUCCUCUGCUGGGUGUCCAACGUGCUGCUGUUCAAGGGGGAGGAGAAGGCGCACGCGUCACAGAUGGCGAGCGCUGUAGAGGAGUUGAAGGCCAAGAUGGCGACCCCAUGGAAUCCAGCCCUGCUUCCGGGCGUCAGCAUGCCCUGCAUGUAUGCCUACGCGGCUGCCGGCAACUCGGUGCGGUUCUUCGCAAUUCCCAGCGGCGGCGGUGCCGCGCAGAUGACGGCCAUCAGCGAGCACCUGGACAUCGGCACACCACUCGGCCGCAUCAAGGUGGUGCACCACACCCUCAAGAUCGUGGAAAUCCUGGCGGGCUACGCGCCCCAUGCGCCAAAUAUCCCCAUGGCCAUUGGCAGAACGGUGAAGGAGCUGGGGGCCGGCGGCGAUGUCCGUAGCAGCAUGACGUUGUUCGAAGACUUUGUGCGGAAGAGCGUCGACUUGUCGCAGCAGCACGGCACUGUCAUGGGCUAUCAGGAGCUUGAGGAUAUGUACCGCGCCCUCAGCGGCGUGCGCUGCCCCAACCUGGUCCGCCUGCACCGCUGCGACGGCAGCAGCAUCCGCCUGCAGCCCGACGGCGAGACGGCGGUGCUGCACCUGGCCCCCGUGGGGCUGCCGCUGUACGGCGCGCCGGAGAGCGAAGCCGACCUGCGGGAGGCGGUCCGCGGCGUGCUGGCGGGCGUGGCGGCGCUGCACGCAGCAGGUUUCGUGCACCGAGACAUCCGCUGGCCGAAUGUGAUCUGGCUGCCGCCUCCACUGGCCGCCGCCGCCGCCACCACCGCCGCCUCGCAGCAGCAGCCGCCGGCGGCGUCAGCAUCAUCCGCCACAGCCGCCGCCAGCAGCAGCUCGCCGGCGGGCGCGGCGGGCACGUACGUACUCAUCGACCUGGAGCACGCAGCGCCCGCGGACUGUCCCGUGGACUGCCGCCAGCCGCCGUACCAGCUGCCCACGUGGCCAGCGGCGGCGCACCAGCUGCUGGACCCCGCUACGGGGCGCUACACGCGGCAGUCCGACCUGUACCUGGUGGCGGCGCUGAUGUGGCACCUGCCCUUCCCGCUCAGCGACAGCGGCUGCGACCUGCGGCAGCGGCUGGCGACGCGGCAGGUGCCGAGCGCCGAGGCGGCGCUGCAGCACGAGUGGCUGCUGCAGCAGGCAUAGAUAGAUAGCAGCUAGCACCGUGUUGAUCGUGAAGAUUGACUGCUGCGUGUGCGUGCUUGCUGAUUAAGCUAGGCACGCUCACGCGGGUUAGGCCCAUGCACAAAUAUGCUUGGUAUUACUGGGAGGUGAGGUGUGUUUGCCUGAUGUGUGCCUGUGGCAGGUUUUCACGGGGUGCUGUGUUUUAGGGCCUGCGGUUGUUAGCGAAUUGCGGUUACGUGGAAGUUAACGGUAAUGCACAGAGUUAGAGCCCCAAGAACGUACGAGACACGUGCGCACGCCCGGGUGUCAGUAAUAGCUGCCGUGGGCCUACUGUUGCAAGGAUGCGGAUUACAAGUGAAGGGACAGCCGUGGGCCUACUGUUGCAAGGAGGAUGCGGAGACUCUGGCAGUAGCCAGGGUGCGUGUAGGUGUGGCGCUGUGUUGCUGUGUUGCGGAACGGUUCUGUCGCCAACUAGCCUGCGGUGCGCCAACUAGUCCGGAGGACGAAAUCAUUCUGGCGCACUCUGGCCUGGUGCGGUUUGUAGGCGGUGUGCGGCCUGUUGAGCCAGCACUCAUGGUGACCUUUCCCAUGGCCAACAACUGCAACCAUGGUCUCAUGGUGCAUUGACAGUCCAUCUCGCGUGCCGCCACGGAGAGAUAAGGCACUUGUAAAACGCUUGGUAA
Messenger RNA from Chlamydomonas reinhardtii, 2603 nucleotides. RefSeq lists its product as uncharacterized. The transcript has 10 exons. The coding region runs from base 79 to 1941 and encodes 620 amino acids. The record is from RefSeq and is a predicted model, not a curated record. Gene Ontology annotation, biological process: protein phosphorylation. NCBI's taxonomy places the organism in Eukaryota, Viridiplantae, Chlorophyta, Chlorophyceae, Chlamydomonadales, Chlamydomonadaceae. Gene Ontology annotation, molecular function: protein kinase activity; ATP binding.